Molecule: messenger RNA, 9507 nt
Organism: Diorhabda carinulata
Lineage: Eukaryota; Metazoa; Arthropoda; Insecta; Coleoptera; Chrysomelidae
Gene: peb
Product: ras-responsive element-binding protein 1
Exons: 4
Coding region: 212-4546 (1444 amino acids)
Biological process (GO): regulation of transcription by RNA polymerase II
Cellular component (GO): nucleus
Molecular function (GO): RNA polymerase II cis-regulatory region sequence-specific DNA binding; DNA-binding transcription activator activity, RNA polymerase II-specific
Source: RefSeq, a predicted model, not a curated record
AACAUUCAUACGUUCGACGUCUUUAGAAUCGGUUUACCUGCUACUACAUUGUCAAUAUUAAUUGUCAUUGGACAGUUUGGUGAUGUUUGAAUCGGUUCGACGGACUUUAUUGUGAAUUUUUUUUUCGGGAAAAUUUUCAUUGAAACAUCAGUGUUUGAAAAAAGUAUCAUGGAUUUAUCCGGGAGAUGGUUAAGAAUAUCUUAGCUUCGAAAUGCAAGGGACCGCUCUGAUGCCUCACAACCCCCAACAAGGCUUCCCACCUCCACCAGGACCUACCAUUUCAGACAUGGAAUCACCUCCAUCUCCAGACGCCGUAUCCAAGGAAAAAGCGAAUCGCAGCGAUUCCGGUAUAUUCUCCACCACCACAAAUACCACAAUCGAUCAAACGGAUCAUUCGAAAGUAUUCGAUAGCGGCGACAACAGAAGCGAUUGUUCUUCGCCCGAACGUAAAUAUUUCUGUCCCAUAUGCGAAAAAAUGUUGACCUCCCAACAUAAAUUCACUCUUCACAUACGAUCUCACAACAACGAAAACGAAACGCACGAUUCCGAUAAGGGCUACAUCUGUCGGAUCUGUUCCAAAGUAUUAAGUUCGAACAGCAGUCUCGAUAGACACGUUCUAGUACACAGCGGAGAACGUCCUUUCCAUUGCAAAUAUUGCGGAGAUACGUUCACCACAAACGGCAACAUGCACAGACACAUGAGGACGCAUUCCCAAAGACACGAAAGCAGCUACGAAUCCGACGGUAGCUUAGACAGCGGCAGUUCCAAAAGCACCGAAUACAACAACAACAAAAUCGAAAAGAACAAAAGAAAAAAUGAAAACGUAGACGUCGGGGAGAAGAAAAUGAAAAUAGAAAACUUCCAAUGCCCCGUUUGCGAAAGAACCGAUUUCAAUUCGGCGGAUAAUCUCGAAGCUCAUCUAGAAGACAAUCAUCCGGAUUAUCCGAUUAAAUGUAAUAUUUGUAAGGAAACUUUCACGAAUAGUAAACUUUUGAACGCCCACAAGAGCGCCGUACACGAUAAUUCGACGCCUAAACAACAACCCGUAAUCGGUUUUAAAGAUUUAACUUUCGUCGAUUUUUCCAGCGAAAAAUUCCCGCAUAUCGCUAGAAGAGAAUGCGAAAUUAAUUUACAUAAAGCUUCUGCCGGUUUGAAAUUUCAAUGCACUUAUUGCAGCAGGGCCUUUCCUUGUACGAAUUCUCUAAACAUACACGAAUUCCAUUGUAAUUCUCCUGGGACUAAAGGAAACGAUUCGAGUUUAAACGUUUCUCAACCUGAUAUAAGAAGAAUGGAAUUUUUUAAUAGAUUGAAUCUUGUGGAUAAUUCCCCGGAAAAACAAACAGUUAACGCUUUUACUUAUAACAAAUUGAAGGAACAUUUAGAUAGAGGGGUCGAUAAUAGUAAAGAUUUAGCUGAUAUACAAUCGAUUUUAUCGAAUAUUAAUUUGAAAAAAUUACAGACGAAUCAAACGGAUUUUAAUACGCAAAAAUCGAAAGAUGUUUUAGAAAACGAUUUCCAAAAAAACGAAGAGGAAGAAUCGCAAGAUGUUUUCGCUGUGGAAUUUAGAAAAAUGAAAUUACGAGGUGAAUUCCCUUGUAGAUUAUGCCCGGAAAUAUUUCCAAAUUUAAGAGCUUUAAAAGGACAUAAUAGGAAACAUCUUGUUGGUAAUAAUAACGGUACUUAUUACUGCAAUAUGUGUCCUUAUUCUUCAAUUGAUAAAAACGCACUUACGCGUCAUAUGCGUACACACAACGGCGAUCGUCCUUACGAAUGCGCUAUUUGCAAUUACGCUUUUACUACAAAAGCUAAUUGCGAAAGACAUUUACGUAAUAGACAUUAUAAAUCAACAAGAGAAGAAGUGAAAAAAUCAAUUAUUUAUCACCCUUCCGAAGAUCCUACAAACGAAGAACUUAAUAAAUUAGUAACUAAAGAAGAAACUAAAAAAAUUGUAUCUAUAACAGAAGAAAAAAUUAAUUUCUCUCCCAAAUUAUCAGAUAUAAUGAGAAAACCUGUUUUUCCCGAUUUACAAAAUUUAAAAACAACAAAAUCGUUUACGCACGAAAAUAUAACAGAUUACCACCAAAUACAAAGCGAAAACAAUUUCACACCCCCAUACCCAACGUUUUCUAAUAAAAUUCAAGUAAAAGACAUAAAUACGUUAAAAAUAAAUAAUUACGAAACUCGAUCUGAAGAAGAAUAUAUAGAAGAUGAUGAAGAUGAUGAAGAACCGUUAGAUCUCGUUUUAGAUUUAAGUAAAAAGAAACCUACGGAUUUAUUAGAUAAAGAUGACGAAGAUAAACCACAAGAUUUGACUAAAAAAACUUUACCCCCGAUACAACAACAAAUAUCCCCGAAUAUAGGACAUAUUUUCGCGGCUCAACAACUACUCAAAUCCCCCCCGAAAUUAGACGCCGCGGCUUUAUACGCCACACAACUAGCUAUAUAUAGAAGCGGUUUUCCGAUACCAAAUUGGCCUGGGUUACCUAUAAAUCCAUUAUUUUUCUCAGCGGUACCGCCUAGUUUACCCCACAAUACCCAGGAAUUGAAAGAACGUAUGCAGAGGUUCCAAUUAUGCGGUGGUUCGAUGAUAUCGGACGAAGUUAAAAAUAUCCAAUUGCAUCGUGGUUUCCCGGAUAGAUUGGAACAAAGAUCCGAAGUGGUUUAUUCCACUCCGAAAAAACCAGAAGAACCUUUAAGUUUAAAUAUCGAAAGUAAUUUUCAAGAUAACAAAUUACAAAGUCCGAUUUCGUCGAAUAAACCACCGGAUGCGAUGCAUUCCCCCAACGCCGUGAAGAUGGUUAUCAAAAACGGGGUUUUGAUGCCUAAACAGAAACAGAGAAGAUAUAGAACUGAGCGUCCUUUUACCUGCGAGCACUGUUCGGCGCGAUUUACUUUGAGAUCGAACAUGGAGAGACACAUCAAACAACAACAUCCGCAGUUUUGGUCGCAAAGACAACGCAGCGCCGUCGGUAAUCCGGGAAAGAAACCCCAUGUAGGAAUAAAACCGGAUUUUUGUGAUAUUAAUAUACCUAAUCCUAUCUACGAAUUCAACAAAUACCAAAAAUUUGACGAUACCAAAGAUGAUAAGCUCAAAUUUUCUCUAUUAUCUCAACAACUUUGUAAAAUCGAUAAUAGGAAAGAAGAAGACGAAGAAUGCGCUCUGAUUAUAGACGAGCACGAAAGUAAAAUCGAUGAAAUCGAACAAGAAGACGAAAAACCGAACGUGAAAACGUCGAAAAGCGAAGAAAAUUCCGAUCUAGUGCCCGUAUCUAGAUUAUUGGAUAACGCCUCCCAACAACAAUUUAAAGAAUUUUUUAAAAGAGAAGGUGAAGAACACGAAGUCGGAUUAGCUAGCGAAGAAGACGAGGAAGGUCUAGUAGCCAGCGGUAGUACUAGCGAAGGAAACGUUUCCGGUACAGACGAAAAUAAAUCUGAAUCAGAUGUGGUCCAGCCGGUGAAGAAAAAGUCCGCUUACUCCCUGGCGCCGAACCGCGUGAGUUGCCCGUAUUGCAGCAGGAAAUUUCCUUGGAGUUCUUCGUUGCGUCGUCACAUCCUGACCCAUACGGGACAGAAACCAUUCAAAUGCAGCCACUGUCCGUUACUUUUCACGACUAAAUCGAACUGCGAUCGCCAUCUAUUGAGAAAACACGGUAACUCGGCGACGACUAUACCCAACGACGUUACCAACAACGCCAAUUAUUUGAUGAGAAACGUACCGGAACGUCCGUUUAAAUGUUCCCAUUGUCCGAGCAGUACGUUCUCGACUUAUUCGAAUUUGAAAAAACACAUAAGUUGCAAACAUUCCACGAAUUUACAAGGCGAAGAUAUCAAAGCUCAAGGCUACGAGGCGGGCAGUUCGGAAGACGAAAAACUACCCAAAAACGAUUGGGAUAAACAAACGGCUUACAAACUUCCCGAUUGCGCUAUACAAAAUUCCGAUUUACCUUACAAAUGCCAUUUGUGCGAAGGAUCCUUCGCCGAAAGACAGGAAGCUUUGGAUCACAUUCGAGAUAGACACGUGCCCGAAUACGAGCUUCUGAUGUCGAAAAACGCCCUGGAAAGUAACGGACCCUCGCAAGAAGAACAUAUUAAUAACGACGACGACGACGUGGAAAUCCGAGGGAAAUUUCCCGAUUAUUCCAAUAGAAAAGUGAUUUGCGCUUUUUGUAUGCGUCGAUUUUGGUCGGCCGAAGAUUUGAGAAGACACAUGCGCACCCAUACCGGAGAAAGACCUUUCAGCUGCGACAUCUGCAAGAGAAGAUUCACGCUAAAACACAGUAUGCUGCGUCAUAGAAAAAAGCACAACGUCAAUUUCGAACAUGACGCUGCAGCUAGCGACGAAGAUGGUAAUAACGGUUCAUCGCCUACGUACUCGAAAAGAGAAUGCAAUGCGACGGUGAAAACGGACGAAUCCGAAGGUACCGAAAGCGCGGAUUUGAUCGGUAAUCUUUUAGGUUUAAGAGGAUCUAUUAUAGAUAAGGUAUUGACCGCAUCAGCGGAUGAUGCGGCUAAACUUUUAGGCGUUAAAAACGGCGUCAAAGAAUAAUUAUAUUUGUUUUUCUUUUUUUUAUGGAAUUUUAUAUAAUUUUCCCAUUUAAAUUUUUAAUUUUCUUUUUAUUGUAAUAGAGAAGGAAACGUUUAUGUACAAAGAGGUUCGUUUUAUUAGAAAUAUAUACUGGAAAUGUUAAUUUUUACAUGCGGUAUCAUAUACAAGGCGCCCAAACAAUUAUAUUCAAUAGAGUUGUUUCCAAAAACACAUUUCAACAUAUAAUAUUGAAUUGCGGAAAGGCUCGCACUCUACAAACAUUUACCACGUCCCCGGUAUCUAUCGCAUAACUUCUUAAUGUACCAAAUGAAUAAUAGACGCAUGGAGAUAAGUCCGGAAUAUCAGGAGGGAGUUCUAGUGUACAGUUCAAUCAGAUGAUGAUUCUUGAGUGAAGAUAUGGUUCCAUGUUUCAUUUUAUUCUCAUUUUUUAAGUUUUUUUAGAGGAAUCACAUCAAUUGGACGACCAGAACAUCCAUCAUCAUCCCCACCACGUUUAAAUUCAUCGAACCAAUAACAAAUGGUUCUUUUCGAUGUAGCAGGGUCCACUUUUGAAGCAACUGCUUAGCUUGUACAAUAUUUUCUUCAUCAAGAAUCACACACGAAUUUUUUUUUCGAAAAUAACAAUUUGGUACUUCAAAAACGUCGUAUGGGUUUGAUUUGAUUUUUUAUAUAAAUCCAAAAUCGCUGGAUUUUAUAAAAAUUACAAAAUUUUAUCUUUAUUUGGGAUGGGUUGCCUUGGGACAGCGCCUUUUUAGAUUUUGGAUAAUGAUAAUGAUUAAAAUUAUUUGGAUUUUCUAAUUUUAUGAUAAUUGAAAGUUUCGUAGUUAUCAAUUUAUGUUUAAUAAUUAGAAAAAGGUUUUUUUUUGAGAAAAACGGUUUUUUUCAUUUUUUACCAAGGCCGACAAUUUUCAACGAUUUGAAACUUAUUUUGGUCAGUGAAAUAUACGAUUUUAGACAAAAAAUUCACAAAAUAGAAUUUUUAUAAAGGCUCUGAAUGGGUCAAAAAAGGUUCAAUAGACAAAUUGAACGCACUCAAAAUAGUUUAAAUAUUCAGGUAAGAUAUGAAAUGGUCCUUUAUCUUAUUAUCUAAUCCUGAUUUUUCAAUUUUAUCAUCUGUAAGGUUUGUUGGAUUCGAUUCAUUGCGUGGAUUCCUUUUUCCACAGCUGUCUCCAUUUUUUCCUAACCUGUGUGUUUUGAUUCAUUUCUUCUCUUCUCAUUCCUCAUUUUUCUUAUUAUAUUUUCACUUUUCCUAUCCAGCUCCUUUUCGGUUUUCAAUUCUAGUUUUUUCAAGUUCGUGUUUCAUGCGUUUUUCACCCCCAUAUCAUCAUUUUUUCUGUCCAGUUUCUCCUCCUGGAUCCCCCUCUCUUGCUUUAGUAACUUGGUGCUUCAUGCAUUUCUCCUUUAUUGUUUGUUUCUUCUGUCUAACUUCUGUUUGAUUUUCCUUCCUUGUUUUUUUAUAAAAGUUCGUGUUUCAUGUAUUUUUCACCCCCAUAUCAUCAUUUUUUCUGACCAGUUCCUCCUCGUGGGUCUUCCUCUCUUGUUUUUGUAACUUGGUUUUCCUUCCCUGUUUCUGUAAAAUUGUUCUAUAUUUUUCUUUCGUAGUAAUCGUUCGUUUCCCAUCCACAUUUUUUCGGUACGUUUAUAUGAUCGUUUUAUGAACAAUAUUUUAUCUACGGCGUUCUGUUUACUGCUAUAAUUAUCGACACGCGUAAUCAACGCGCAUUUCGAGCACACAAAACGAAAUUGUACGAGGCGUGGUUAAAUAGUGAUGAUGUGAUGAAUAAUUUUAGAAAUAAUUCGAAAACUAAUUUUUUUUAUAAAGAUAUAUAAAAAAAAUGUAUAGAUACGCAUUGUUAGAUUAUUUUUUGUUGAAGAAUAUAGUACAAUUUUAUUUUCGACUGAAUUAGGUUAGAAUUUUUAGCUUCUAUACCAUACGCAUUUCCUUCUUAGAAAUUAUCGCGAAAUAUAUAUAUUUUUUUUUAAAUAAGUUUAAUUUGAAAUAUGUUAUUUACAUGUAAAUACAAAAAAAAUAUAGGUAAUAAGAUAUUUUUUAUCUAGUCACGUUCAAUACAACGAAAAAAAAAAUUAUAUGAUUGUUAAAGAAGUUGUAUCAUAAUUUUUUUAAAAUUUCGUUUCGAAUUAAUUUUUCAUUACAUAAUAUAUAUUUUUUUUGUACAUAAAUGAAUAUACGGUCUAGGUAUACCAAAUAUUAUUUAUUUCCUAUUUGUCAAAUUCCUGACACGGAUUUUGACAGACCAAACACCAUUUCUACUAUUAAAUCUAUUUGCCUUAAUUAUAAAUAUAUAUAAUAUAUAUAUAUAUAAAAACGUGUUUUGAGUAUUGCCUUUAGAUUUACGAAAUGUAAAUUAAGCAAUAUAAUUAUUUUAUAUAUAUAUAACGCAAAUAUUUAGGCUUAAUACACUUUUUAUAGUUAAAUUUAUAACCGAAAAUAAAAAAGAUUUCAGAAAAGUUUUAACGAAAAAUAAUAAAUCACAGUUUCCACAUUUUUUAAAAAUUUAUUUUGUAUAUAAACUAAUUUACAAGCACGACACUUUUCAUAAAAAAAUUCACUUAAAAUACGAUGUAUAUCCACAAAAUUCCGUUUGAUUAUUUCAUUUCGUAGUUGAAAUAAGUCGUAUUAUAAAUUGUUCAUUAGAUCUGAUUCUAUGCAUAAAAGGUCCGAGGCCUUGUGUGUUUCUUGACUUAAGGCUGCAAUACAAAACAAGGCGCAAUAUUUCUUAAUAAAAAGCAUGCGCAGAUGAAAUUUAGCUGAUCGUAUCAUGCAAGAUCUCGAGCCUGCAACAUCUUCGAUUCGACGUUUAACUCUCUUAUUGAAUUUUUAUAAGUGACAGCUAUGAUGCAUUGACAAGUGACACGUGUCGUGUCAUAUUCAUACAAGCGAUAUUUUGAACUUGCAAGAAAUUGCACGCGGCCUUUAAAAUCGAUAGUGAAUGGCUCUUUUUAAACAAGAAAAGCUUCUGUCUCCUGGAUCUUUUAUAACUCGAAGAUAAACGUCUUUUUUUCUUGUUUUUUCAUUUCUCUUACAUAUAACUUUCUAUACGUUCAGUCCCACGCCUUUUUUUUCAAAAUAUUCGAAAUUCUCAUCAAAACUCAUCUUUUCAGUACGAAUAAUAAUUAUGUCGAAUCUUGUGAAUCGAAAUUGUCGCCCAUUGAAAUUUACCGCCCUAGGCUACAACCUACUCCACCUGCUGGUAAAUCCCCCACUCAGAAUGAGUCCGGUAAAUUAACUUGAUGUUUUUAGAUGUAGAAAACACCCAAAACAGUUUCAGUAUCCAAAUAGGAUUUCAGAUGUUUCCAUUUUUUCCUUUUCUCUAUCUUUUGAUUCACCCCCUGUCAUCUUAAUCAUUGAAAGCCCCUUCUCGAUCUGCCUUUUUUGUUUUCGUGAAUCGUAACAAUAAUUUUCAAAAAGAAUUGCUGUGUUGUUAAACCACUACUGCACUACCACUAAUAUCUGGGAUCUAGUUUUAGGUAGAAUUUAGAUCAGGAUUAUACGGUGGCCACUCCAUAACCCCAAAACCGACUCCAAUGUAAAUAUGAAUUGCGUUAUAUUUAUCUUCAGGGUAGAUUCGUGCUCCUAUAGACAUUAAACCCCGUAUCCUGCAGUAACCACCUCCAUAAGCACCUCGUGUGUUUGCAGAUUGCUCUCUUAGUCUUCGGUACACUUCCCUUCUUCAUGGUGGCAUAUUUUGAUCUCAUAUGAAAACAAAACAGACCCUAAUCGAUUCAACUUCUAAUUCAGAUGAUCCUGUGCAAAACGCAGGCGUGUUUGCCGAUGAGAUAGACCAAUCGCAGGUGCUUUAAGUCUUCGUCUUACUGUCCGACUUGAUUAACGAUUCAAUAUGUCAAUGACGGCGUUUAACCUGUUGGAACUUGAACUCGAGCAAACUUUGUCUAAGCAAGGUACAUAUUUUAGAUAAGGAAUCACUUCUAGACACCUUUUGGCAGCUUUUUAACUAAUUCAGAGGUUAAACGAAUAGACUGCACGAUCGGACGCUUCGAGUUGGUGUUUGUAAUUUCUUUUUUGGCACAUUCUACAAAUCUGGGGAUUAAUCAAAUCUUUAGAUUAGAAUGGUAAAGCUCCGGGACCAGACGGCUUGACAAUCGAGACAAACGAAACCUGAACAAGUCCUGGAAUAUCUUAACGAGCUUCUGGGAAAACAAAAGUUGCCGGACCCGUGGAAGAAAGCAAAACUCCUUCCUCCUGAUAAAACGCGGAAGGACUUGAAGAAAAAGCAUCCCUAUCCCCACCAGACCGACUUGAGAGCCAAACGCUCAAAUAAAUCUGCAAUUAAGGAACUGGAAAAUAAGAUGAAGAACGGCGGUGAUAAAUUGGGGGUGGAUAUAAAAAAUGGCGGCGAAUUUAUCACGAAAACUUAAUUAAUUCAAUAAUUUUAAUGGAGUCAACUUGGGACACAUUAUUUUUGAUUUUGAUUCGAAUUGAAAUUUUUGCUGAAAUCUUUUUAUUUUAAUAAUUAUUUUAGUCAUAGUGAGAAAACCAAAAAUCAAAAAUUGAAGCUUAAAUGUUAAGUAAUUAAACGCUAUUCCCGUCGUUGCUGUGAGAUUUAUAUAAAUGUUAGUUUAAGGUAGAUUUACACCUUUAUUUUUAUUUUUUCGUGCACCUUUUUUCGAUUGUAUCUGAAAGGGAUUUUCUACACACAUUCACGCUGUGUCUUAAGAAUUGUAAGUUUGUUUUUAUCGUUGAUAUCGAUCGUUAAUUCGAUUAUCGAAAAAAUCGAUUUUAGCAAUUUUGAAAAAGCAAUUCGAGUGUGUUUUAUAGAUUUUCAAUCAUACCUAUUAUAAUAUGUAACUGUUUUGUGAAUAAUCUAAUUUUUCGGUUCAGAAUAUGUAUGCCAUAUUUAUUUGUAUAAUUCAAUUUGUGAAAUAUGUAAUGAUUACGUUAAUUUACUGGUUUAUUUUCAAUAAAUGACAAUUGAUGCUCA